This is a messenger RNA of Caenorhabditis angaria, 207 nucleotides long. Lineage: Eukaryota; Metazoa; Nematoda; Chromadorea; Rhabditida; Rhabditidae. The record is from the annotation of a GenBank genome assembly.
AUGGGAACUUUCACCACGACCUAUUUCUUGAAAACCGCCUUCUGGGAUAAGCGAGGAUUGUGGUUGGCCACAAUUGGUGUCGCAUAUUUUGCUCGUUGUUGGGAAAAUGCUGGAUAUCACAAAGUUGAGAUGAUGAAAGGUCAAUCGAAAAUGUAUGCUGAUCGAACCAAACAAGUUCCACAACAAGCCGAUCCAUGGAAAUAUUAG